Messenger RNA from Neurospora tetraspora, 1911 nucleotides. RefSeq lists its product as uncharacterized. The transcript is spliced from 3 exons. NCBI's taxonomy places the organism in Eukaryota, Fungi, Ascomycota, Sordariomycetes, Sordariales, Sordariaceae. The record is from RefSeq and is a predicted model, not a curated record. Gene Ontology annotation, cellular component: nucleus. Gene Ontology annotation, molecular function: mRNA binding. The coding region runs from base 120 to 1661 and encodes 513 amino acids.
UCAAACCCACACAUUCCUCACAGCCCUCAUGUUACGCUUACUCGUAUCCAGGCACCAUAGAUUGCUUAAAAGAUGAAGUUAACUAACAUACCGCGCGUGCGCUUGUGUCUUAUAGGAAAAUGUUCAUUGGUGGCCUGAACUGGGAGACUACAGACCAAUCACUGAGGGAUUACUUCUCGCAAUUCGGCGAGGUUGUUGAAUGCACCGUUAUGAGAGAUGGCGCCACCGGUCGCUCGCGUGGCUUUGGUUUCCUUACCUUCAAGGAUCCCAAGACUGUCAACAUUGUCAUGGUCAAGGAACACUACCUUGACGGCAAGAUCAUUGACCCCAAGCGCGCCAUUCCCCGCGAUGAGCAAGAGAAGACCUCCAAGAUCUUCGUUGGUGGCGUGUCCCAGGAGACCACCGACCACGAGUUCCGCGAAUACUUUGCCCAGUUCGGCCGUGUCGUCGAUGCCACCCUCAUGAUGGACAAGGACACUGGCCGUCCCCGUGGUUUCGGUUUCGUUACUUUUGAAUCCGAAGCCGGCGUUGAGGCGUGCCUCUCUGCCAACCUUGAGAUCCAUGGUAAGCCCAUCGAAGUCAAGAAAGCCCAACCCCGCGGCAACUUGCGCGAGGAGGCCGAGGAAGCUGCUAGACGCGGCGGCGGCAAGUUCGGUCAGCGCCGCAACGGUCAGCAAGGCGGCGGCAUGGACGACGGCUCCGGCCAAGGCGGCAUGAACGCCAUGGGCGGCAUGGGCGGCGCCGGCACCGCCGGCAUGACACCCCAGCUCAUGGCCCAGUAUCUCCAACGCAUGCAGCAGGCCUUCCAGAUGAUGCAGCAGCAAAUGGCCAUGAACAGGGGCAUGCAAAAUCCAAUGGUCCAAAUGAUGCAGAUGCAGCAGAUGCAGCAAAUGCAACAACAGAUGAUGGCCGCUCAACAGGCUCACGCCGCGGCUCAGGCUGGUGCGGGACAGCAAGGCAACGGUGGCCGCGCUGGUAGUGUCGGCGCGGGUCAGGGGCCUAACGCGCAGAACCCCCAGGCGAUGGCCGCGGCCAUGGGCAUGAACCCGGCCAUGAUGCAGCAGAUGAUGGGUGGCGCUGGCGGUCCUGGAGGAGCCGGUGGUGCUGAUGGCGGUGCCGCUGGUCCCAAGGGGGGAUUCAACGGCUUCGACGGUCAGCAGGGCUUCGAUGGCCAACAGCGCGGUCCCGGCGGCGGCGGUAACCGCGGUCCUCGCAAUGACCCCGCUGGUAACGCUUACGGCGGCGGCAUGCCCAGCGCUGGAGCAGGCUACAACAUGGGCGCCACCAGCUGGGAGGGCAUGUACGAUGACGUCCCGCAGCCGAUGAUGGGCGGUCCCGGUUUCGGUCCCGGUAUGGGUGGAAUGGGUAUGGGUAUGGGCGGUGGCAUGGGCGGUGGUGGCGGCGGUGGAGGAGGAGGAGGACGUGGUGGGUUCCAUAAGAAUCGCGGCCAUCACCACGGCGGCGGCGGCGGCGGCGGCGGCGGUGGUCAUCAGCAGGGUGGUCACCAGGGCUCGCACUCACCCGGCGGACCGGUCGACCCGGCCAGCGCCCCUCCUCCGAACGCGCCCACGGGCCCGAAGAACGCUGGCAAGCCUGGUGCGAACUAUCGCGGUGGCGGAAGGGGUGGAAACAGGGGCUUCCAUCCUUAUGCUAGGGGUUAGAAGUCUUUUGGUAGAUAGGGCGAUGGUAAAGCGAGCUUGCUUCAUCAUCGAUCGGAAUGUCCCUGCAGAAUCUACAAGCGGACGAAAGAAAGUUUCGGUCUCCUUGCUUUUGAGCAACCACCCCCAAGCCACCAGCAUGGUCACAAAAGACAAAGAAAACAACAACACUGACAGCCAACCACCCAACAACCCCCAGCACCAAACAACCGGCGUGGUCGGGCUGUAGAGGUAUUCCGUGAGGAGAAAAACG